Ornithorhynchus anatinus (platypus) is the source of this 7298-nucleotide messenger RNA. RefSeq names its product regulatory factor X7 (gene RFX7). Bases 1 to 4401 code for a protein of 1466 amino acids. Gene Ontology annotation, biological process: regulation of transcription by RNA polymerase II. The transcript is spliced from 9 exons. NCBI's taxonomy places the organism in Eukaryota, Metazoa, Chordata, Mammalia, Monotremata, Ornithorhynchidae. The record is from RefSeq and is a predicted model, not a curated record. Gene Ontology annotation, molecular function: RNA polymerase II cis-regulatory region sequence-specific DNA binding; DNA-binding transcription factor activity, RNA polymerase II-specific.
AUGGCAGAGGAGCAGCCCCCCCCUCCCCACCCUGAUGCCCCUCAGCAGCUGCCCCUCAGCCCCGGGGGGGCUCUGCCCACUCUGCUGCCAGGCCUGCCGGGCACCGAGGCCAACGCGCUGCAACACAAGAUCAAGAAAUCCAUCUGCAAACCUGUACAAUCUAAGGUGGACUGCAUUUUGCAAGAAGUUGAGAAGUUUACAGACCUAGAGAAACUCUACCUCUACCUUCAGCUGCCUUCUGGUCCUAGCAAUGGAGAGAAAAGCGAUCAGAGUUCCAUGUCAUCGAACCGGGCACAGCAAAUGCACGCCUUUUCGUGGAUUCGAAACACCUUGGAAGAACAUCCUGAGACUUCGCUCCCCAAACAGGAAGUCUAUGAUGAGUACAAGAGCUACUGCGACAAUCUUGGCUAUCAUCCGUUAAGUGCUGCUGAUUUUGGAAAGAUCAUGAAAAACGUCUUUCCAAACAUGAAGGCACGCCGCCUGGGCACAAGAGGCAAAUCAAAAUACUGCUACAGUGGAUUGAGGAAGAAAGCGUUCGUUCACAUGCCGACACUGCCCAAUCUUGACUUUCAUAAAGCUGGAGAUGGGUUGGAAGGAGCGGAACCUUCCGGCCAGCUCCGCAGCGUGGACGAGGAAGUCGUCUCCGCGGCCUGCCGCCUGGUGUGUGAGUGGGCCCAGAAGGUGUUGAGCCAGCCCUUCGAUUCGGUCUGGGACUUAGCUCGCUUCCUUGUAAAAAGUCACUACAUAGGCACCAAGUCGAUGGCAGCUCUUACCGUUAUGGCAGCAUCACCAGCAGGAAUCAAAGGGAUCAUCCAACCCUCUGCUUUCGUGCCCACUGCCGAGAGCAAUUCCUUUCAGCCUCAAGUGAAGACACUGCCGUCCCCCGUUGAUGCCAAGCAGCAGCUGCAGCGGAAAAUCCAGAAGAAGCAGCAGGAGCAGAAGCUGCAGUCACCUUUGCCAGGAGAGGCUUCAGCCAAGAAACCGGAAGGAGCGGUAACCAAUGGAGUAGCCGGGAUCUCUAACGGAAACUCUGCGAUCCUCUCUCCCCAGCCAAUCGGAAUCGUGGUGGCGGCUGUCCCCAGCCCUAUCCCGGUAACCCGAACCAGGCAGCUGGUGACGUCGCCAAGUCCGAUGGGCUCGCCGGAUGGCAAGGUUCUUCCCCUCAACGUGCAGGUGGUGACCCAGCACAUGCAGUCGGUGAAGCAGGCACCAAAGACUCCUCAGAACGUCCCCGCCAGUCCCGGGGGCGACCGUUCGGCCCGGCCCCGCUACCCUCAGAUCCUACCCAAGCCAGCCAACACCAGUGCCCUCACCAUCCGCUCCCCGACUACCGUCCUCUUCACGAGCAGCCCCAUCAAGACCGUCGUCCCCGCCCCCCACGUGAGUUCCUUGAACGUGGUGAAGAUGACGGCGAUAUCCCUGACGCCCAGCGGCGGCGGCCCCCCCCUCAAACCUUCCGCCGCGGCCAACCCCGGCGCGGGGGCGGCCGACGAGCCCCGCGCCGUCCCCCAGAUCAAGAACGGGUCGGUCGUGUCCCUCCAGUCCCCCGGCGCCAAGGCGGGCGGGACCGGGGGGGCGGCGGCCGUGGAGAUCAAGGUGGAACCGGAAGCUCUGGCGGAGGAGAAUCCCGUAGCGUGCCAAGAGAACGCCGAGGCGUCGAAAGCUCCCAAGGCGACGCCCGGCGUGGUUUUGGGGCAGCAGAAUCAUUUGGAGGGGGGAGCCCAGAAGUCUCCGGCCGAGGGCGCUGACGACGCAAGAGCGGCUAAGACGUGUGACCCGAGGACCAGGUGUAAGAGUCGCUCGGGCGAAAUGCUGCCGGUUUCCUCCGCGGGCAAUAAUCACGGCGCUCUCACGCUCUCAGCGGCCACUCAGAACUUCUCCGGCACCGGCACCGACACCGGUUCGCCCCCCGGGGGAGACCCCGCCGGGAAAGACACUAAGUUAUGCACUAAAAGCCCGCGGAAGCGCCAGCCUCCCACGCUGCAAGAGUCCCAGGUGCCUCUUGUCAAGAAGUCCCUGGUGGAGCAGCCCUCCGCCGGGACCCCGGAAGGCCCCAGGGCGGGCGGGGUCAAGAGGGACGCGAAAGCCCCCGCGCCGGCCAAGACGGAGGGCCCCGGGGGAGCGGCCCAGCCUCCCGGCAAGGCGGCGGCCGCGAAGGUCGGCCCCGGGGCCCCGGCCCGCCCGGCGGCCAGCUGCCCGCCGAGCUCUAAGGGCGCCAGCCCCGGCGGCUCGGCCGGAGGGCCCCGGUCGGCGGCCGCCUCCCCGGGCGUCAGGGUGAAAGUAGAAAGAAACGUCUUCGCCCCGGAAACCGAAUCCAAGCCGGACGACGGCUUUACCCUCAACUCGUGGCAGCAGGCGGAAGCCGCCAAGGACUCCGGGCUCCCGCCGGCCGACCGCGAAGAGCGGCGGGAGGUGGGCGUCAUGGACGUGGCCGAAGCCCCCGGCGGGAGCGACCUGCCGAAAUCCGUCUGGGAGCCGUUGCGCUUCGAGGGGCUCCAGCAGAGCCCCUUCGGCCCGCAGCUCCAGAGCCAGCUGGAGGAACCCGCCCUGGGCCAGAUGGCGGCCCAGGCUCCCAGUCGGGUACCCCCGCCGUCCGAGCUGAAGGCGUUCGAGCCUCCGGGCCCCCAGGCGAACGAGAACUACUUUCCGUUCGACGACGAGCUGACCCAGGACAGCAUCGUGGAGGAGCUGGUCCUCAUGGAGGAGCAGAUGUCGAUGAACAACUCCCAUCCGUACGGCGGCUGCCUGGGGAUGGCCCUCCAGGGGCAGGCGGUGACCCCGAGCGCCCCGGUGGCGUCCCACCCCGCCAACCCCCACUUCUUCCACUCGGUCCACGGCAACGGCACUCCGAUCCACACCCCCACCCCCACCCCGACCCCGACCCCCACCCCCACGCCCACGCCCACCCCCACGUCGGAGAUGAUCGCCGGCUCGCAGGGCUUGUCCCGGGAGAGCCCCUGCUCCAGGCUGGCUCCCACCACGCCGGUGGACAGCGCGCUGGGAAGCAGCCGGCACACGCCCAUCGGCACGCCGCAUUCCAACUGCAGCAGCAGCGUCCCCCCGAGCCCCGUCGAGUGCAGGAACCCCUUCGCGUUCACCCCCAUCAGCUCCAGCCUGGCCUACCACGACGCCAGCGUGGUGUCCAGCAGCCCCGUGAAACCGAUGCAGCGGCCCACGGCCACCCACCCGGACAAGACCAAGCUGGAGUGGAUGAAUAACGGGUACGGCGGGGUCGGCGGUUCGGCCGUGGCCGGCCACGGCAUCCUCCCGAGCUACCAGGAGCUGGUGGAGGACCGUUUCCGGAAGCCGCACGCCUUCGCGGUGCCCAGCCAGUCCUAUCAGUCUCAGCCCCGGCACCACGACCCCCACUUGGGCCGCCUGACGCCGGUCUCCCCCGUGCAGCACCAGGGGGCCGGCGGGAACGCCGCCCCCAAACAGGAAGGGUUCGCCGUCCCCGCCCCGCUGGACAACAAAGGAGCCGGCUCCUCCCUCGGCAACAGCUUCAGAUGCCGGAGCGUGAGCCCCGCCGUCCACCGCCAGCGCAACCUUAGCGGCAGCACGCUCUAUCCGGUGUCCAAUAUCCCGCGGUCCAACCUGACCCCCUUCGGGAGCCCGCUGGCGCCCGAGAUCCACAGCGUCCUGGCAGGCAUCCACCCCGACGUCAGUGCCAACAGCCUAGCCCAGAGGAGCCAGUCCGUCCCGUUGACGGUCAUGAUGCAGACGGCCUUCCCCUCGCUCCAGAAGCAGACCAACACUAAGAAAAUCACCAACGUGUUGCUGAGCAAACUGGACUCGGACAGCGACGACGCCGUGAGGGGCCUGGGGAUGAACAACCUGCCCUCCAAUUACACGGCCAGGAUGAAUCUCACGCAGAUCCUGGAGACGUCGGCGGCCUUCUCCGGUGCCAACCCGCAGGGUCUGAUCCACUCGGGCGCCUCGCUCUACGAGUUCCCGACACCGACUUACCUCACGAAAAACAGCGGCGCCGACCAGAUCCACUUCCCCGCCGGGGACGGCCAGGCGCAGGCGGAGAUCGGAGAGCAGCAGUUGGAUUUCAGCAGCACCGUGAAAGAACUGUUGGGCGGGGACGGCCUGCCGACCAACCAGCAGCUGGCGGGGCAGGUGGCGGCCGAUCUCAAUAACGUCGCCGCCGACUUCUCCAGCGAGAUCCGGUUGUCUUCCGAGCUCUCGGGCAGCAUCAACGAUCUGAACACCCUUGACCCCAAUCUCCUCUUCGACCCGGGUCGCCAGCAGGGACAGGACGACGAGGCAACCCUGGAGGAGUUGAAGAACGAUCCGCUCUUUCAGCAGAUUUGCAACGAGUCCAUCAACUCCAUGACGUCGUCGGGGUUCGAGUGGAUGGAGAGCAAGGACCAUCCCGCCGUCGAGAUGUUGGGUUGAAUCGCGGUUUCUGAUAUGUAGCACACUGUAUCUAAAGACCAGACGUAUUGUAUUUGUCUUAAUGGAAGUGCCUCCCGCAGCAGAAACACUUGCUCUUAAUUGCGGCGUUUUUCAAAGGGUUUGCUGCACCGGGCUUCGUCCUUCAGCAGGGAAGCGGGAAACGGGCAGAUUCACCGCGGAACGAGGUCGAGGCCCGUUCCCGGAGGUGAAGGGCCGUUGAAGAGUCAAUAUUGAGAUUCGGAUUGUGUAACCGCCCCCACGUUUAGUUUGCUCAGAAACCAGUUGAUUAACCGGCCUUCACACUUUUACCUCCCAGGCCAUCGCGGGCCCUGUCGUGUUCUGCGGAGCUCGCCUCUCCCUGAGCAGGCCUGCUCGGUUGGAGACGUUAAGUCGUCUCACCGCCGCGAGCUCCUUUAGGUCAGGAACUCCGGCUUGGCCAGCUGGAGGCGGAGAGGCUUUUCUCGUAGCGGCGGCUUCCCGUGGAAUGGUUUACUGGGAGAGACCUCUCGAGAACGCUCCCCUCCUCCAGCUGGACAUCCCGGGGAAGGACUUAAAUAGGAGAAAAUCUCUUCAUUUAAGCAGAGCCAAAGGUGCGCUGACACCUCGUCUCGAAGCCAUUUACACCCGUGACCUCCCGCGAGUGUUUUUAGUUACCGUUUUUUAAAGUCGGUUUUAAUCCGAGCUGAAAAUCAUCCGAAACGAGUAAAUCAUUCUGAGCUUUCUAGGCUUAGCCGAGGAUUUCCGGCCCCACGUUAGAAACCAUUUUGUUCCGUGGUGGUUUUUUUUAUUUGACAGUUUGGGAAAGGUAAUGUAAGGGGAAAAUAAAAAUAUUUGCUUUCCUAAGUACCCUGGCCGCAGGCAAAUACUAAAUCAUUGAGAUCUGAGAUUUGUUUUUAAACCCUUUUUAAUUAUAAUGUAUCUGGGGGAUCGAGGUGUUUUUUUUUUUCCCUCGCACGGCCUGUAUGAUCAGCUGACGCUCUCCACUCAUUCAUUCAAUCAAUCGUAUUUAUUGACUUCCCAUGAGCAAAAAUGAAAUUUGAUCAUGAGAUCGCUUGGAAAGAUAACAACUAACCAGCAGGAGGGAUGGAAAAAUCUGGACUGCAAAAACGUUUCGUUAGCUAAACCCAGUUCGCCGCAAGCCACUCUUCUCCCGCAAGAAGAGGGGUUAUCAAUAAUACUCGGGAAGAGAGGAGUCUUUUUAGUGCUCUGUUUCACUCGUUCGUUACACCGUCUUCACUUGAAGAGGAAAUCCAUAUUUGUGGAUUUAAUUUUAAAAUCAAUUCCUCGCUACCCCUCCCGUUGGAUUUUUAAUGAGUAUCUAUCUGUUAAACUUCGAGGCGACACGGAAGCUUCCCCACUUGGAACUCCGUAACGGAGUCUCUAAAAAUGAACCCUAGAGAUUGGUCUGCCGACGGCGGCGCUUUUAAAACCACCGACGAGGUGCUUAAGUUCGGCCCGACCUCACCCGUAAAGUCAUCGGCCAGCCAAGCGGGACGGGUGGGAAACGCGUGUAGUAGAGCAGACGACCGAAUACAGGUUUACCGUUAAAACCGAGAGGAGGGGGAACGUUCCGAUAUUUUCACAAAUCAAAUGGUGCUAGGGUUAGCUCAGAGCUUUGUACAUUGGUAUCACGUCCUAGUUAUUGGCAUCCGUGUGUGUUUGCUGUUCCGACCCGUUAGCUGCCCGUUCCUAAUGCUAGUUAUUUCCUCACUGUACACUGAGACACAGCACUACUGCACACCAAAGUAUGCAAAAUCCAAAGGAAUACCAAAUGAAUGCUCCAACGGGAUAUAUGACGGGAACCUUGCUGGGCGAAAGACUCCGAAAGAGGGGAAUUGGAGGCAGUUCUGCUCUCGCGUUUACAUUAUUGGCUUCCUACUAAUGCGACGAAAAAGCUCCAAAUUCUUUUCUUUCUUUUUUUUUUUUUAACCUAAAACGGCAAGACUGAGCGAAGUCUGUCCCCUCUACAGUAUUGCAGCAAACACUUGAAAUUCGGUUGGUUAGUCCCGCAAACUUCUCUAGGGUUCAUCUAUUGCACUAAAUUUCUGUUGAACCUGUGGUAGGCACAUCUCUUAGGAUAAAUGCAACCAAUACGGCCCACAGAUAAAAAAAAAAAAACCUUUUUAAAUGUAUUUCGUUAUGAAAAGGCAAAAUGUCAUCCGAGUGACAGAUAAAAUUGUCUUAUGUAGCAAUGUGCAUUGAUCUCAAUGAGAUAUUUCUAUUUCUUAUUCUCUUACAUGAGAAACCUACAGCAGGAAGAAAUUAAGUUUAGUUUGCUUCACCAUGUUAAUACAUGAUCACAAAGAGUGCAUGAGUGUUAUUGACUUAUCUUGUACAGUACUAGGUAUAUUCCUGUAACCACUUUUUUUUUUCUUUUUGGCUGUAUUGGAACUGGUUGGAAGUGAACCAGGCAGACAUAUUCACAAGUUAUUUACUUUUUUAUGUUUACUAAUUCUGCUUAGUUAUUGUUGACUGUUCUUUUGACAGAUUGUUUUCAUUGUUCCGAUGUUUAAAAUAUUUUGCCUCAUUUUAUCAUGAUGAAAGACUUCAUGAAGUAAAGAGUUUUGCAAAUCAUUGCAAUAAGCACUGACUUUUGAACUGAGGAGGAAAGUGAUUCUUGUGCAGUGCAUCUGAAGUUCAUAUAAUAGUCUUGUACUAUAUACUGUGCUUUCUUUACUGCACCGUAAAGGAAAAAAAAAAAAACCCCUGUUUCACAUUUUCAUUUAGUACAGAAAACCAGAUUCCCCUCCCCACCCCCGUGUUUUGUUGUCUGUUGUACCUGCUGAAACUACGGUAGUCGAAUAUUGCAGUAGCAUUUCAGUUAUUUUUUUUAUUGAAAGUGCUCAAAAAUUGUUUUUUAAAUGUUUUCAAAAACAAUAAAAACAUUUUAUAUUAAA